Molecule: messenger RNA, 351 nt
Organism: Dibothriocephalus latus
Lineage: Eukaryota; Metazoa; Platyhelminthes; Cestoda; Diphyllobothriidea; Diphyllobothriidae
Source: the annotation of a GenBank genome assembly
AUGGUCGUACUCGGUACCGUCACUCUUCCACUCGGGUUCCCGUCUAACACCCGCGAACACACCUUCGUAGUUACACCUACGUUGACGUGGAACAUGAUUCUAGGGCUUGAUUUCUUAUCGCACCACCGAUGCUGUCUGAACGCGUAUGAACGCACCCUGAGGUUCGGACAGGAGCACCCAGCUGUCCGGGCUGGUCCUUGCUCACUGGAUACGGAGGCCAUCUGUGCCGCUAUCGCGGCGGCUUUUGCCCUUCCUCCCUCAAACAUCGAGUCCGUCAUGCCCACUGAUCCUGACAUCAAAGAGCAAGAUAUACAGGCAGUGGACUGUCUGUGUUUCUCAGCCGGCUUAUAG